CCUGCCUGUUUAUUGGUUCACUUUAUUCACCCCGCUGUCAGUUUUGUACUCAAGCUGCUUUGGCCUCCAGGUCGACCGUGAAGCAGACAGAAAUGAGAUGAGGAGUUUCAGGGACGGAUGUGCUGCAGACGGAGCUCCUCGCCACUGAGACUUGUGGGGGGAUGAAAAGUCAAAAAUGCGCUCAGAGCAGACAGGAGCGGUGUGACGGAGGAGUGCAGGGAGGACGGAGCAGACACCGGCCGGUCAGACAGACAGACAGGCAGACAAAGACAGACAGAGCUGCGGGGAGGACGGGACUUCACCUCUCAGCCGCACCGAGGCUGAACUGAAAAGUUUGGGCAGCUGCAGUCGGUGAAGGCAUCAUGUCGGCGCGGAGCUGGGUCGCCAACGAGGGGGGAAAGCACUUGGUCUUGAUGCUGUGGCUGGGAACAAACACCUGGCUGUUCCUAAAGACCUUCCUGCUGUACUCCACUGGACAGCAGUAUCACUACCUCUACAAGAUGCUUGGGCUAGGGCUGUGCAUCAGCAGGGCAUCUGCAUCUGUACUGAACCUGAACUGCAGCUUGGUGCUGUUGCCCAUGUGUCGCUCCCUGCUCACCUUUGUCCGAGGAACACACAUGGUAUCGAGCAGAAAGACUCGCAGACUGCUGGACAAGAGCAAGACCUUUCAUGUGGCCUGUGGAUUUGCCAUCUGUAUCUUCUCUGUUGUGCAUGUGUCUGCCCACCUGGUGAAUGUCAUCAACUUCAGUGUGAGCUACUCAGACGACUUUCCUGCUCUCAAUCUGGCUCGCUACAGAGGAGAGGACCCCAAGCUGAUCAUUUUGACCACAAUCCCAGGAGUCACAGGCGUCCUGUUGGUUCUCAUCCUCUUCCUGAUGUUCACAUCCUCCUCUUACUGUGUGCGGGUGUCCAACUAUGAGAUCUUCUGGUACACACACAACCUCUUCAUUGUCUUCUACAUCAUCCUUAUGGUGCACAUGGUCGGAGGAGCUCUGAAGUAUCAAACCAACAUAGAGGCCCAUCCUCCUGGCUGCGUCGGCACCAAUCACAGCAGCACAGAGCAGCACGGCGACGAGCUGGAGCAGGGUGAGGAUGAAGAGAGGACAUGCAGAGAGCAGGCUCACUUCCAGCCACACUACCCCCAGACAUGGCUUUGGGUGUCCGGUCCUCUCUGUCUUUACUGUGCCGAGCGUUUCUACCGCUACAUCCGGAGCUACGACCCUGUUACCAUAGUAACAGUCAUCAGGCACCCCUGUAAUGUCAUUGAGUUGCGCAUGCUGAAGAAAAACUUCAAAGCUCGUCCAGGACAGUAUAUUGUUCUUAACUGUCCAGGUGUCUCUUCAUUUGAGAACCAUCCCUUCACGCUAACAACGUGUCCCACAGAGAACAAGAAAACUUUUGGUAUCCAUCUCCGAGUCGUGGGAGACUGGACUGAGCGUUUCACACAGCUGUUACUUCCUGAACCGAGGAUAGACUUGGAGAUUCUUCCCAUGGUGCGACAGAGGAGAUACCCCAAGCUUUACGUGGACGGUCCCUUUGGAAGUCCAUCAGAGGAGGUGUUUAACUACGACGUCAGUCUGUGUGUUGCGGGUGGAAUAGGAGUCACACCGUUCGCCUGCGUGCUGCAUGCUCUGCUUGACGGCUGGACGGGUUUCAGGUUGCAGAGAUUGUAUUUUGUGUGGGUCUGCAGGGAGCUUCAGUCCUUCUACUGGUUUGCUGAGCUGCUGUGUGCCGUGCAUCAGAAGCUUUGGCAAGAAAACAGACCAGACUACUUUAAUCUGAAACUGUUUGUCAGUCAGACAGACAACUUGCAGAGCAUGUCCGACGAAAAGUACCGCCCGCUCACCUCCAGGCUGCUGGUUGGUCGACCCAGGUGGAAGUUACUGUUUGAUGAGAUUGGGAGGACCAAUAAGCAUAAGCGAGUCGGGGUUUUCUGCUGUGGACCAAAGGGCAUCUCCAGGACUCUCCACAGACUGUGCAACUCAGCCCGAUCCUCUGGAACGACCUUUGAAUUCAACAAGGAAUCCUUCAGCUGAUCGAACAUCAGAGCUAGCACUACACUUUGAGGUCAACCUUGCAGAAAAACACAGUAAAUUUGGGAUGGAUGGAUUUUCAUACAUUUAGGGUUGUUGUUCUUUUUUUGAAGUAUAUUUUGGAAUAUCUUUGGCUGAUCUUGGUUACUUGAUAUUUUGGACACGUCUAGGAAUUUGCAAACAAACAACUGAAACAGGCCAAAAGAACUUGAAUAUUCAGAGACUAUAUUACUAUUUUAUAUGGAUCCCUGACCAUGGUCACAAAAGGCCCAGCAGGACAAGACUUUAUCAUGCAGCACGAGGUCUGUUCCUCUCUACAGACCAGCCUGACCUCCACCUGCAGGCUCUGAAAGCUUCAGCGUCUGAUCCAAUCACCUCUGAGAAAAACUGCAGUGACCAGCUCACUGCUCGGAUUCUCCACUCAUGGUUCUCUGUUUUUCUAAAGUUGCUGUCGGCUUUCAUCUCCACACCCCUCUGUGGAUCAAAUUUGUUUUCUCCUGUUGGCGUCUAAUGUGAGAGAAAAAGGUCUGACACACGCUGCAAUUCCACAACCACAAACACAAGCAGAUAACAAGAUAAUGCUAUUACACAAGAGCAAAUUCAUUUUACAGAGGACCAGCAGUGAAACAUCACACAGGGACCAGACAGAAAAACCAAAAAACGUUUACUUAAAUAACCAGGUGGAGCCACUUGGGCAGAUAAACUGUGGUAACCAAAGCACUAUGACAGACAAAGUUCAUUUAACAUUUACUUGACACCAAACUGGCACCCAACAAGCUCUACUGACUAUAAGGUUUAGAUCAUAAAGAGCAAAUUCCCCACUCUGUACCACUUCAGGCUUUUGUUCCACUUGCUUUUCUGCCCAUAUCCAUAAUAAAUAAGUAUCUUCCUCUGUACAAUACAUUAAAAAAUUAGCUCCUUGUAAUUUCAACUGAUAAAACAUUUGUUUUGUUAGUGUUACAGUAUGUAGGAAUGUAGUCACAACCCUAAAAGAGCCGAUUAAUGAUGACCAAAUGAUUAUUGUCUUAUCUUGAUUAAAAUUACAACUAGUUCAAAUUUAAUUUACCCUUCUAUUAAUAAAGAUCCAUUGAUCUUAGAAAAUUUAUAGAAAACCCAAUAUUUCAGAAAGACCAAUAAUAGAAACGCUUUAUGGGAAAAAUACAUAAUCUGACAAGCCAAUUGGAACAGAAACAAGCUGUAAAGGGGUACAGGAAUUUAGCUCUCUAUAGAUCUUCAUCUGUAUGUCCCACUCAUGGAAGCUGGGUUUGCUUUAGAGUCCCACCUCGAAGAGUAAACACUUCCUGUGUCUGAGCUGGGAGACACUACUAAGUAUCUGAUAGGUAUUUGAUUGUCACUCAUCAGAAUCUGAGGUGAUUUGGGGAAGAGUGGAACCAAAACAGACACCAUAUUCAUUCUUUGUUUUCAUUUAGUUGUGUAACUAUCUCUUCCCUGUUGAUGUAUGUGUAUCGAGGCAAACCUACACUACACCUCAAGCCAGUAUUUUUAGCUAGUUGUUUUUUCAAUUUAUUUAUAUUGUUUACAUUUAUUUUAUGUGAAAAACUUCUGCAGGGCUUUGGCAAUUUUUCCACAAAGUAGGUGUCGUCAUUUUUUUUUUUUUUUUUUUUUUUUUUUUCACAUACUGUAUCUUGAGAAAGUAAAGUUAAUUAAUUUAAAGUUAAAGUUAAAGUUAAUUAAUUGGCAAGUUUGACACUACAUUUUUAGUUGUAGGGUUUUAGAGUCAGCUGUUAUUUUAAAAGUGCCAAAAACAGCAGGUUUCUACAAGGAAUCAACAUCUUGAUAUUUUUUCAACCAUUUUCUUUCAAAUUGUAAUGAGCUAAUUGUAAUUUAGCAUUUGAAAUUUAAAUAUAUUUAAAUGUUGAAUUGUAUGUCUAUUUUCAGGAUUGUCCAUUUUUAAGAACAAGGCAAAGUCUGAAAUAAAAGAGAUUUCUAUUUAUUAUA
This is a messenger RNA of Dicentrarchus labrax (European seabass), 3992 nucleotides long. Its product is annotated as NADPH oxidase 4. Gene Ontology annotation, cellular component: NADPH oxidase complex; plasma membrane. The record is from RefSeq and is a predicted model, not a curated record. The coding region runs from base 363 to 2036 and encodes 557 amino acids. The transcript has 18 exons. NCBI's taxonomy places the organism in Eukaryota, Metazoa, Chordata, Actinopteri, Moronidae. Gene Ontology annotation, molecular function: superoxide-generating NAD(P)H oxidase activity. Gene Ontology annotation, biological process: superoxide anion generation; defense response.